Messenger RNA from Cucurbita pepo subsp. pepo (vegetable marrow), 492 nucleotides. Its product is annotated as ATP synthase small subunit 6, mitochondrial. Lineage: Eukaryota; Viridiplantae; Streptophyta; Magnoliopsida; Cucurbitales; Cucurbitaceae. The record is from RefSeq and is a predicted model, not a curated record.
CGUUUUCAUUUGCGGAAGAGAAUCGAGACGAACGAACGCAGACAGUUGAAGGAAGAUGAGGAAGUUCGAUCCAUGGCCGGUGUUUUUCAGGCGAGAGUGGAAGAGGAACUGGCCGUUCCUUGUUGGUUUCGCCGUAACUGGGGCCCUUAUUACCAAGAUGACCGCUGGACUUUCUGAGGAAGAGGUGAAGCAGUCUCCUUUCUACAAGAGGCACAAUCGGUGAUAUCUUAAAGGGGAAUUGGUGCUACUUCGAAAUGAGAUGUUUUAUUUGUUCUAAAUAACAGAUGCUGCGGUUAGUUUACAAGCCAUAUUUGAAGCAAGCUUUAUCGGUACUUCUCAGUAUGUAUCAAACUUGAAAGAUUUUGUGAUGUUUACUUUUUAUUUGUAGUUGAAUUCCUUCUCGUAGCAUCAUUGGAUUGAAAAAUUUGAACAUCUGGUUUACCUGCUGCUUUAAUUCAAAAUGGUUGAACUUGUUCACACCUUUUCUGAUUA